UCUUCAAUCUCCCACGUCUGAGAUUGAAAAGUUUGGGAGAAGAUAAACAAACUCAAAAUACCUCAGCUUUAGAUCAAAAUCUAAAAACAAGAGUUUCGUGCAGUGGUUUCUUAGAGAUCUAGUAGAUUAGAGAAUUUGGAUUUGUUGAAGAAAAGUGGAUUUGGUACGAUUCUAUAGGUUUCCUUCUUCUCUGAAGCUACUAUAGAGAGAAUCUGCGAGCUCAAUUUCGUAGUAAAUUAGGGUUCGUGUUUCUUGGUAAAGAUAGAAUCAAUGGCGGAGGUUGUUCUGCACAUAUACGAUGUGACGAACAGUGGAUCAGAGAAGACUAACAACACCAUAGUUCAGAUCAAUAGGUUCUUCAAAGACGGGAUCGGUCUUGGCGGUAUAUUCCACAGCGCUAUUCAGGUAUAUGGAAACGAUGAAUGGUCUUAUGGGUAUUGUGAACAAGGAACUGGUGUGUUCAGCUGUCCUAGUGGCAAGAAUCCAAUGUACACAUAUCGUGAGAAAAUUGUUCUUGGGAAGACAGAUUGUACAAUCUUCAUGGUAAAUCAGAUCUUGCGUGAGCUCAGCAGGGAAUGGCCAGGACACACUUAUGAUUUGCUGUCCAAAAAUUGCAAUCACUUCUGCGAUGUAUUAUGUGACCGCCUUGGUGUGCCAAAGAUCCCAGGUUGGGUGAAUCGUUUUGCUCAUGCUGGCGACACAGCCUUGGAAGUAGCAGGAAACACAGCAAUGCGGGUAAAGCAAGCCAAAACUGAACUUGUUUCAGCCAGUAAAGUGGCUUAUCGCUUCCUUUCGAAUGUUACCUCAAACAUAACCAAUGGUUCAAAUGGCUCCAGUGGCUCUCCACAGCGGCCAGGAACUCUCAACAAUUCAGACAAUGGGAGCUUUAGAUUGCAAGGUAGUUGGUUGAAAGGUAUACUUAACACUGCCAAACCCUCCACAAGUACAGAGAUAGGGAACAAAGAGGAAGAUACAAAUCAUACAAUCACCAAUCAGAAAAAGCAGAACCGUGACUCUGAUGUUCUACUAUUUCAGUAGCAACUGUACUGAUCCACCCCAAUGUAUUCACUUACUGUAUAUCCACCUAUCCAAAAUUUAUUCGUUUGUAUCCAUUACUUUGUAUCACGAUUCGAACACACCUCUCUUUUUUUUUCCCCUUUUCACAGCAGAACGUGUGAUUUUGUUAAGAAGAUAUUUUCAACACGUUACUGGCAAAGACCAAGCAAGUCUUAGCAUAUGCAUUGCACACCUAUUAGAGGGUUUGUUAAAAGAAUGUGAUAUAAGAUAAGCAACAAUGCAGUAUGAAGAGACUUCAACAUGUAUAAUAGAUACAACUCAAAAUGCGUCUUUAAUAUUACAGCGAACGAAAACAGAGUAUAAGGUCUAACGUCAAGAGAAAAAAACAGAGCAUUGACACCAAAGCAAGCAGAAGGCAAAUGUUUAUUUUAAAAACCGAAUGAGGACGAGUCGUGGCAUCUGUCAUCCCCGGAACAUCCCAUUGAACACAAAGGCGUUCCCAUCAGCAUUUUCAGAUAUCUGUAGCGCCGAGACAGCCUGAGCAGCAAUCAAAUCAGCUGAUAUUCCCAUGUUGUUAUCCCAAGCACCCCUCCUCGUGAAUGGCGACCAGUUACUAUCUCCUAGUCCA
Arabidopsis thaliana (thale cress) is the source of this 1645-nucleotide messenger RNA. RefSeq names its product PPPDE putative thiol peptidase family protein. Gene Ontology annotation, molecular function: peptidase activity. The transcript has 4 exons. NCBI's taxonomy places the organism in Eukaryota, Viridiplantae, Streptophyta, Magnoliopsida, Brassicales, Brassicaceae. The record is from RefSeq and is marked reviewed. Bases 271 to 1038 code for a protein of 255 amino acids.